AUGUUGUCGCGCAGUAUUCUCCGAGCUGCCACUAAUAGCACUCGGUCAUCUACUCUUGUACCGACUGCAACUCUACCAGGCAAAGCGCAAUGCCUAAGCUCGGUUCUACGCGUCCCGGCUCAAAGCCGCAGGUCUAUCUCCGUUUAUGGCUACACUCAGGCCAAGGCACUGGUUUACGCGAAAUACGGUGAACCCAAAGAUGUUCUUAGCCUUCACACUCACUCUAUCUCCGCCCCGCAUGGAUCCCAAGUCAAUCUCCGCCUCUUGACAGCUCCUAUGAACCCGGCCGAUGUAAACCAGAUCCAAGGCGUCUACCCUAGCAAACCACCAUUCGUCUCUACUCUCGGCACAGCUCAACCCUCCGCGGUCGGUGGUAAUGAAGGUGCAUUCGAGGUUAUUUCAACUGGUGCAGGAGUUAAGAAUUUGGCUAAGGGUGACUGGGUUAUUAUGAAGAAGACUGGUCAGGGAACUUGGCGCACCCAUGCUCAGCUUGAGGAAUCUCAACUUAUUAAGAUUGAGAAUAAGGAAGGAUUAUCGCCUCUUCAAGUCGGCACUGUUAGCGUUAACCCCGUUACUGCUUAUCGCAUGAUUCGUGAUUUCUGUGAUUGGGAUUGGAUGCGCGCAGGUGAGGAAUGGAUGAUUCAAAAUGGUGCGAACAGUGGCGUUGGUCGUGCGGCUAUUCAGCUUGGUCGUGAGUGGGGUAUUAAGACUUUGAAUGUUGUUCGUGAGCGCAAGACACCAGAGGAAACUGCCGCACUUAAGCAGGAACUUAAGGAUCUGGGUGCUACUGUCGUUGUUACCGAGGAGGAAAUGUUGACCGGUGGUUUCCGCGAUUUGGUUAAGGAGGCUACUCGUGGUGGUCGUGAGCCAAUCCGUCUCGCCUUGAACUGUGUUGGUGGAAAGAACGCUACAGCAUUAGCCAAGACUCUGGCACCUGAAUCGCACAUGGUUACUUACGGUGCUAUGUCGAAGCAGCCUGUUGCCUUGCCGUCUGGAUUACUGAUCUUUAAGAAUCUUGUCUUCGACGGGUUCUGGGUUAGUCGCUGGGGUGAUAAGAAUCCCGAGCUGAAGGAGAACACUAUCAAUGAUGUGCUGCAGAUGACUCGGACCGGUCGCUUCAAGGAUAUCCCUGUUGAUGAGGUGAAGUGGAACUGGAAGUCAGAGGGCACUGAGUUGGCGGAGAGUGUGCAGGGUACCCUGGGUGGAUACCGCAGUGGAAAGGGUGUGUUCACUUUCACUGGAGGCGAUGAGUAG
Penicillium malachiteum is the source of this 1254-nucleotide messenger RNA. Its product is annotated as enoyl-[acyl-carrier-protein] reductase. The transcript is spliced from 2 exons. Gene Ontology annotation, biological process: fatty acid metabolic process. Gene Ontology annotation, cellular component: mitochondrion. Bases 1 to 1254 code for a protein of 417 amino acids. The record is from RefSeq and is a predicted model, not a curated record. Lineage: Eukaryota; Fungi; Ascomycota; Eurotiomycetes; Eurotiales; Aspergillaceae. Gene Ontology annotation, molecular function: trans-2-enoyl-CoA reductase (NADPH) activity.